Rodentolepis nana is the source of this 342-nucleotide messenger RNA. NCBI's taxonomy places the organism in Eukaryota, Metazoa, Platyhelminthes, Cestoda, Cyclophyllidea, Hymenolepididae. The record is from the annotation of a GenBank genome assembly.
AUGUGGUUGGUUGGGCUGGUAGUGUCUUGCGUUAAAAAUGUAAUCGGAGCCCUACUAUUGAGUUUUUUCGAUGCUGAUGAUAUGCAACCUACGCAGUGGGAGAGUUUGAGUGUGCGGCGUGGUGAUUUUCGUUUUCACGGGCGCAUUUGUGCGUACUCACCACCACUCAAAGGUCUUUUGGGCGGGGCCUAUGGUCGGAACACCUUCCAAUAUGCUACUCUACUGCGGCCCUGUAAGCUAAUUGUGUACUAUCAGAGUAUGGACAAAAACCGUCUCUAUCUUAGCAUGGGGAAACUUGGAUAUGUAUGCUACGCCUUUCCCAUAGCGCGUCACCUUGGUUGA